This is a messenger RNA of Euleptes europaea (tarantolino), 745 nucleotides long. RefSeq names its product folliculogenesis specific bHLH transcription factor (gene FIGLA). Gene Ontology annotation, biological process: developmental process; regulation of transcription by RNA polymerase II. The transcript has 4 exons. Gene Ontology annotation, molecular function: DNA-binding transcription factor activity, RNA polymerase II-specific; protein dimerization activity; RNA polymerase II transcription regulatory region sequence-specific DNA binding. Bases 1 to 612 code for a protein of 203 amino acids. The record is from RefSeq and is a predicted model, not a curated record. Lineage: Eukaryota; Metazoa; Chordata; Lepidosauria; Squamata; Sphaerodactylidae.
AUGGCUAAAGAAGCGCCCCUGGAGGAAGCUCGGCAGUGGCCUCUACUCCUGACCUCUCCGCCGGAGAUUCUCGGAGAGAUCCUGAGUGAGCGGUUUGGCCCCCUGCCCUUCAUGGCACCUAUUACCCGCAUGAAGAGGAAGCCCUCCGGCUACUACUUUCCCACUGAGAACCGGGAGCAGGUCCUGGGCAGGAGACAUGCCGCUAAUGCCAAAGAAAGAGAGAGGAUAAAGAACUUGAACAGCGGUUUUUCCAAACUCAAGUCUCUUGUGCCAUUAAUCCCAAAAGACAGGAAGCCUAGUAAAGUUGACAUGCUUAAAGCAGCAGCUGAAUACAUUCGCCUGUUGCACUUGAUUUUGGAGGAAACAGCAGGAUGCAAGAAGCUGGAAGACCCAGUUGAUCACAAAUCUUCUGGGACCACUUCUGUGCCAGUACCCCUGGAGAGAUGCUUACUGGGAAAUAGAGAACCACAGAGUUCCAGCUGCUACAUUAAAGUGGAAAAUAACACACAGUCUGCAUGCACAAAUGAGGUGGUGGAGGCCCCCGUAUAUACUUGGAGGGAAACUGUUCUGCCUGCCUAUGUGGGGCUCAUAGAGCUUCACAAAAAUGGAUAAUCGGUUCUCCAUAAUGGAUGGGUGCAGGAUCUUUACUCUCAGAGUGAGCACUACUUUCCCUAAAGGACUUUGGGUGUGUGUUUUUUUUUAAUAGCACUGAAUUUGUUUAAAAGAUGAUAAAGCUGUUGCACUA